This is a messenger RNA of Ictalurus furcatus (blue catfish), 2091 nucleotides long. It is a transcript of the gene zdhhc14, whose product is annotated as zinc finger DHHC-type palmitoyltransferase 14. The record is from RefSeq and is a predicted model, not a curated record. The coding region runs from base 637 to 2091 and encodes 484 amino acids. Gene Ontology annotation, cellular component: Golgi apparatus; endoplasmic reticulum. The transcript is spliced from 9 exons. Gene Ontology annotation, molecular function: protein-cysteine S-palmitoyltransferase activity. Gene Ontology annotation, biological process: protein targeting to membrane; peptidyl-L-cysteine S-palmitoylation. NCBI's taxonomy places the organism in Eukaryota, Metazoa, Chordata, Actinopteri, Siluriformes, Ictaluridae.
CAGACACGCAUCUUUCUGUAGCUGAUCAUCGCUGAAGCAUCGUUUUGUGUGGAGCCAGAAACAGUGCCAGCGUUUUGCAGCCUGGUGGUUAAAUGAAUCCCAGCCGGAGAUCAGACAGCGGAUGUAGGAGGACAGAAGAAGGACGGGGGUGCUUUCCUGUUCUGGAGUAAACAGCGUUAAGUCUCUGCAUGGAUAAGCAGUGUCAUGUCUUCUCUUCACAGCGCUACAAAUGGAGAAGAGCAUAGACGCAAAAAUAGUCCUUGGAAUUUCCAGUACCUGCUUUCAUCCUUCAGCUGCUUAAGAUCCUGAUGGAAAUCAACACACUGGAUUAUUAUGAAGCUUCAGUCAAGGCAUGGGAUUCAUUGGAUUCAUUUCUCUUGUCUGGAUUUCCAUUAAUGAAUUAAGGAACUGUCUAUAGAUGCCAUUAGUUCAUUGAAUCCAUUCCUCACCCUGAAUGUAAUGUGGAGAGAAGGACAGCAUUUUGGUCAUCUCUUUGGCUCUGAUAACACACACAUUUUCUCCAUCUGUUCAUCAGGAGCAAUGCUUUUCCACACGACGCCUCUGCGUGCAGACGUUCUGGCUUUCUACUGUUUUCAAUCAGGCGUCUGCUGAGGAAUAAACAACAAGACCCGCGACAUGCAUCUUGGACUGGAUGAGAGCAGGGAAUGUCAGUACAAUCAGAUCUGCACCCAUCAUAACUCCUCGUCCAUGGAAACGGCACACGCCAAGAAGAGGAGAGUGAAGAGAAAGUGGCAGGUCUUCCCAGGCCGGAACAAGUUCUACUGCGAUGGGCGGAUCAUGAUGGCAAAGCAGUCCGGCGUGUUCUACCUCACCAUGGUGCUGAUCCUGGUGACCAGUGGGUUGUUCUUUACGUUUGACUGUCCGUUCCUGGCCUCUAACUUGAGCCCGGCCAUUCCAGCCAUCGGUGGUGUGCUCUUCCUCUUCGUUAUGGUCAUGCUGCUCCGUGCGAGCUUCAGCGACCCCGGCGUUCUGCCCCGAGCCACUCCAGACGAGGCAGCCGAUGUAGAAAGACAGAUAGACGCGGCAAACGGAAUGAGUGGUGCGAGCUCACGGCCUCCUCCCAGGACCAGAGAGGUGCUAAUCAACGGCCAAACGGUCAAACUGAAAUACUGCUUCACCUGCAAAAUCUUCAGACCACCAAGAGCCUCGCACUGCAGCCUGUGUGACAACUGCGUGGACCGUUUUGACCACCACUGCCCCUGGGUAGGCAACUGCGUGGGAAAGCGAAACUACCGCUUCUUCUACCUGUUCAUCCUCUCGCUCUCCUUCCUCACCAUCUUUAUCUUCGCCUUCGUCAUCACUCACGUCAUUCUGAGAUCGAACAGGACCGGGUUUCUCAGCGCCCUCAAAGACAGCCCAGCCAGUGUGCUGGAGGUGGUCGUGUGUUUUUUCUCCAUCUGGUCCAUCGUGGGUUUGUCGGGUUUCCACACCUACCUGAUCAGCUCCAACCUGACUACCAACGAGGAUAUUAAAGGUUCAUGGUCAUCCAAACGAAGCAAAGACAACUACAACCCCUACAGCUACGGCAACAUCCUCACCAACUGCUGCGCUGCUCUGUGUAGCCCGUUACCGCCCAGUCUGAUUGACAGGAGAGGUCUUGUAGAAACAGAUGCCCCUCAGCCAGCAGCUCAGUCAAAUGGGACCAACGCAUGUCCUACAACUCAGCUCCAGAGUCAUAUGUGUCACCAAGAUCAGUGCAUCCAGAGCACCAAAUUCGUUUUGCACGCCGCCACCACGCCUCUCCUUCACGCCCAGCCGGUGCUGCUGAGCGGAGGCGCUGUCCUGCAGGUCAAACCGUCAGUGGUUAUGCCGUGCUCGCUUCACCCCUCGCUGCCCUCCUCCACCACCAGUCUAGGCUGUGGGGGUGAGCUUUUGGCUUUACAUGACCCUGAAAGCCUCUGCCACCACCACCAACUCAGCCACGAGGCCUUCGCCAGCCCAGAGGAGAUGCCCUCCCCGGCCAUGGCGCUGCCCUGCGCCGCCCACCUGGUGCAGCUGUACGACCCGGCCAGCCAGGACUCGCUGCACGAGGAUUCGGUACGCGGCCUGGUGAAGCUCAGCUCCGUGUGA